This is a messenger RNA of Verruconis gallopava, 2201 nucleotides long. RefSeq names its product asparagine synthase (glutamine-hydrolyzing). The transcript has 8 exons. Gene Ontology annotation, molecular function: asparagine synthase (glutamine-hydrolyzing) activity. Gene Ontology annotation, cellular component: cytosol. NCBI's taxonomy places the organism in Eukaryota, Fungi, Ascomycota, Dothideomycetes, Venturiales, Sympoventuriaceae. The coding region runs from base 166 to 1932 and encodes 588 amino acids. The record is from RefSeq and is a predicted model, not a curated record.
GUAACUAACUACGUUGAAGUCAACUGGCUCGAAAUCAAAACGUCCGUUAUCGCUGCAAAAUCUCAGGUCCCGACCAAAAAGCUAUAUUUCGCCCUCACCCUCUUCCUCCCCCCCUCGACGUCGCCCUCGUUGUUCCCAGCAGAGAAGGACACACAGUCGCCGACCAUGUGCGGAAUCUUUGCCUGUCAUUGUCACCCAGACGUGCAAAAGUUCAAGCCUCAAGCGUUGAAGCUAGGCAAGGCCAUCAGGCAUCGUGGCCCCGAUUGGAGCGGUAAUGUCAUUUGCAACAACACCAUCCUCGUUCACGAACGCCUGAGUAUUGUUGGCAUUGACUCCGGCGCACAGCCAAUCGUCAACGAUGAGGAGACGGUCUUCCUCGCCGUAAACGGCGAGAUCUACAAUCACAGAAUCCUGCGCAAGCAGCUCAAGAAGCCGUAUAACUUCAAAACGCAUUCCGACUGCGAAGUUAUAAUACCGCUGUAUCUGGAACAUGACAUAUUCGCACCACAGCUUCUCGAUGGCAUGUUUUCGUGGGUGUUGUAUGACAAGAACAUGGACAGGGUGGUGGCCGCCCGUGACCCGAUUGGCAUCACUACCUUCUACAUGGGACGUUCGAGCAACACGCCCGGCGCGGUGUACUUCGCCUCCGAGUUGAAGUGCUUGCAUCCUGUCUGCGAUCAGAUUAUUUCUUUCCCACCUGGUCACGUUUACGACUCGCAAUCCGACACGAUCCAGCGAUACUUUGCGCCCAAGUGGCUGAUGCAACCCAGCAACAUCCCAAACACACCCGUUGAUUACAAGCUGCUCCGUGAGACGCUGGAGAAGUCUGUGAGAAAGCGCCUCAUGGCGGAGGUUCCUUUUGGUGUCCUUCUCUCCGGUGGUCUAGACUCCAGUCUAGUUGCGGCGAUCACUCAGCGAGAGAUUAAGAGAGUCAACGCUCUGGCCCGGACAGUCAACGGCGCCAAUGGAGCUUCCAAUGGCGCCACCAAUGGCGUAGUUCGCGAGAAUUAUGGCGCUGACCACCUCGUCGGUAUUGACGACAACGCCAACUUAGCCACAGUGCAGGUUCUUCCUGAGCUUAACUCGUUCUCCAUUGGUCUUCCUGGAGCUCCAGACUCGAUUGCAGCACAGAAGGUUGCAGACUAUCUCGGAACGAAACAUCACAAUUUCACUUUCACCAUCGAAGAUGGUCUCAACGCACUUUCCGAUGUUAUCUACCAUUUGGAGACAUACGAUGUGACAACGAUUCGCGCGUCAACACCGAUGUUCCUGCUGAGCAGAAAGAUCAAGGCCCUCGGUGUCAAGAUGGUACUUAGCGGAGAGGGCAGCGACGAGAUCUUUGGCGGCUACCUUUACUUCCAUGCUGCACCAGACAAGAAAGCAUUCCAUGAGGAGACUGUUCGCCGUGUUAAAAACCUGCAUCUUGCCGACUGCCUCCGCGCCAACAAGUCUACAUCUGCAUGGGGUGUCGAAGCACGCGUCCCAUUCCUUGAUAAGCAGUUCCUAGAGGUCGCUAUGAACAUUGACCCAGCAGAGAAGAUGAUCACCAAGGAGAGGAUAGAAAAGUACAUCAUCCGCAAGGCCUUUGACACGUCAGAUGACCCAGAUGCUGAACCGUAUCUGCCCAAGGAGAUCUUGUGGAGGCAGAAGGAGCAAUUUAGCGACGGUGUUGGCUAUGGUUGGAUUGAUGCGCUAAAGGAUCACGCCGAGCUUCACGUCUCUGACGAGGAUAUGAAGAACCCGAAACCAGAAUGGGGAGACGACAUUCCUGACACGAAAGAGGCAUACUGGUAUAGAUGCAUGUUCGACGAGCACUUCCCGGCGCACUGCGCAAGCACCGUCAUGCGGUGGAAACCUACCUGGAGUAAACAGACCGAUCCGUCUGGGCGCGCUAUUCCGACCCACGAGAAGAAGUACGACCACGUCGAGUAAACAUAAAAAGGUUACACAAGAUGAUGUUUGUGGCACACUGGUUUCGUUUCAAGGCCAUAUCUUGGUGCACGGCGUCUUUUCGUCAAGAUUGAAUAAAUGUAGAGCCAGGCGGCAGAGCACACGAAACCUGCCGUCAGCUCAAGCAUGUUUACGGCCUCUUUCGUGUUUCUUUUCCUUGCUUGAUUGAGCUUCGUCUAGACCAGUCUGUAUGCUACAUGAACGUCAUAGUGCUUAUCACCCGUCCGAAAGAGACCGUUUUUUUUUUCUUU